Saimiri boliviensis boliviensis (Bolivian squirrel monkey) is the source of this 934-nucleotide messenger RNA. RefSeq lists its product as uncharacterized. The record is from RefSeq and is a predicted model, not a curated record. Gene Ontology annotation, cellular component: keratin filament. NCBI's taxonomy places the organism in Eukaryota, Metazoa, Chordata, Mammalia, Primates, Cebidae.
ACUCUCCUGGAAACCCACCCAGAACAUCCACCUUCUAACACCAUGGUCAGCUGUUGUGGUUCCGUCUGCUCUGACCAGGGCUGUGGCCUGGAGACCUGCUGCCGCCCCUGCUGCUGCCAGACCACCUGCUGCAGGACCACCUGCUGCCGCCCUAGCUGUUGUGUGUCCAGCUGCUGCAGACCCCAGUGCUGCCAGUCUGUGUGCUGCCAGCCCACCUGCUGCCGCCCCAGCUGCUGCAUCUCCAGUUGUUGCCGCCCCUCUUGCUGUGAAUCCAGUUGCUGCCGCCCCAGCUGCUGCCAGACCACCUGCUGCAGGACCACUUGCUGCCGACCCAGCUGCUGUGUGUCCAGCUGCUGCCGCCCCUCUUGCUGUGAAUCCAGCUGCUGCCGCCCCUGUUGCUGCCUGCGUCCAGUCUGUGGCCAAGUCUCCUGCCACACCACUUGCUAUCGCCCAACCUGUGUCAUCUCCACCUGCCCCCGCCCCAUGUGCUGUGCCUCCUCUUGCUGCUAAAUCUGCUUGAACACACCACUUCAUUAUCACCUCCUUUCCUACAGAUGAAGGCUCUGCUUUAAAACAUGUGGAGUGUUCAAGAGAAUUGAUCUGUGUCCCAUAAGCAAACCUCAUCCUUAGAACAUCUGUAUUUGCACUCUGCCUUUUGUCCAAACUCCCUGCCUUCCAGAUGAAUUCAUUGACAGUCUCCUAAUAAAUCUACAAAUUUCUCUCCAGCAUCCCCCCACCUCUUUGACUUCAGGAUAUUUAUUCAUCAUGCCUAAAGAAUUUCAAUAUUGCCUCCAUCAUCUGUAGGGCCACAGAUCUUAACGCCUCUGACUGCGAAGUCCAGUGAAGUCUCUUAAAGUCUUUUGCAAAUAUUUUCGUACCUUGUCAUUUCCAUGUACCAAAAUAAACCUCCAUUCUAUUGGCACUAAAAAUUGAA